AUGAUGCAUAAGACAGUAGAACAAGUGAAAUUACUAGAUAGGUUCAGCACAAGCAAUAAGUCACUGACGGGAACUCUGUACCUUACAGCAACUCAUCUGUUAUUCAUAGAUUCAAGCCAGAGAGAAACAUGGAUACUACAUCAUCACAUUGCUGCAGUGGAAAAACUUCCCUUGACCACCUCUGGCUGCCCCCUCGUCAUCCAGUGCAAGAACUUCAGGAUAGUUCACUUUGUUGUUCCCAGAGAAAGAGAUUGUCAUGACAUAUAUAACUCUUUGCUUCAGCUCUCAAGAACAGCAAAAUAUGAAGAACUUUAUGCCUUCUCCUACAAUCCAAAACAGAAUGAAUCUGAGCAAGUCAAAGGUUGGCAGCUUAUUGAUCUAGCAGAGGAAUAUAAGAGAAUGGGAGUGCCAAAUACUAACUGGCAGUUGUCUGAUGCAAAUCGUGAUUAUAAGAUUUGUGAAACCUAUCCCAGAGAGCUUUAUGUUCCCAGAACUGCAAGCAAACCCAUAAUUGUUGGCAGCUCCAAGUUCAGAAGCAAAGGAAGAUUCCCAGUGUUGUCUUAUUAUCAUAAAAAUAAAGAGGCUGCAAUUUGCAGAUGCAGUCAACCUCUCUCAGGAUUCAGUGCCCGGUGCCUGGAAGAUGAACACAUGUUGCAAGCCAUCAGUAAAGCAAAUCCUUCAAAUCGCUACAUGUAUGUCAUGGACACCAGGCCAAAGCUUAAUGCAAUGGCAAACAGAGCUGCUGGGAAGGGCUAUGAGAAUGAAGACAACUACUCUAACAUUAGGUUCCAGUUUGUUGGCAUUGAAAAUAUUCAUGUAAUGAGAUCCAGCUUACAAAAACUUCUGGAAGUUAGUGGCACGAAGGGUUUGUCUGUAAAUGACUUUUUGUCUGGUUUGGAGAAUUCAGGAUGGUUGCGUCAUAUCAAAGCUGUGUUGGAUGCUGCUGUCUUCCUAGUCAAGGCAAUAGCAGUUGAGAGUGCAAGCGUAUUGGUGCACUGCUCAGAUGGCUGGGAUAGGACUUCCCAAGUUUGUUCUCUUGGAGCUCUCUUACUGGAUUCUUAUUACAGAACAAUCAAAGGAUUCAUGGUCUUGAUAGAGAAAGACUGGAUCUCUUUUGGGCACAAAUUCUCUGACAGGUGUGGUCAGUUGGAUGGUGAUCCUAAAGAGAUCUCACCAGUGUUCACUCAGUUUCUAGAAAGUGUAUGGAAUCUGACUGAGCAGUUUCCACAAGCCUUUGAGUACAAUGAAGCUUUCCUCCUUCAGAUCCAUGAACAUGUCCAUUCAUGCCAGUUUGGUAACUUCCUUGGAAACUGCCAAAAAGAGAGAGAAGAGCUGAAAUUAAAAGAGAAGACAUAUUCCUUGUGGUCAUUCCUUCUGGAUGAACAAAAAAAAUACCAGAAUCCUCUGUAUAAUCCAGACUUUUCUCCGGAACUAACUCUUUUGGAGCCUAAUACAGUGUCAUUCAAUUUUAAGUUUUGGAGAAAUAUGUACCAUCAGUUUGAUCGAAGUAUGCAUCCCAGGCAGUCUGUGCUCAAUCUCAUCAUGAACAUGAGUGAACAAAAUAAACAACUAGAGGAAGACAUUAAAGAACUGGAAGCUAAAAUAAAGCAGAGAAACGGGCAGUCAGAUGAAGUGCUGGUGAAGGAACAUCAGCAGUCUGUGCAUCCUGCACCCACGGCACUGAAGACCCCUCCUUGCUUCAAGAAAGAGCAGCCACUGCUCCCUGUGAGUGAUGCUGUGAGAACUAUAGAGGGCAGCAACACAGCGGACAAUCGCUACAGUGAAUUCGUGGAAGAGUUCUCGAAAGCUGAGCCUGCUGUUGUCAGCUUGGAGUUUGGAGUGGCCAGGAUGACCUGCUAA
Chaetura pelagica (chimney swift) is the source of this 1860-nucleotide messenger RNA. It is a transcript of the gene MTMR6, whose product is annotated as myotubularin related protein 6. Lineage: Eukaryota; Metazoa; Chordata; Aves; Apodiformes; Apodidae. The coding region runs from base 1 to 1860 and encodes 619 amino acids. Gene Ontology annotation, molecular function: phosphatidylinositol-3,5-bisphosphate phosphatase activity. The transcript is spliced from 14 exons. Gene Ontology annotation, biological process: dephosphorylation. The record is from RefSeq and is a predicted model, not a curated record. Gene Ontology annotation, cellular component: nuclear envelope.